Xenopus laevis (African clawed frog) is the source of this 1962-nucleotide messenger RNA. It is a transcript of the gene retreg1.L, whose product is annotated as reticulophagy regulator 1 L homeolog. Lineage: Eukaryota; Metazoa; Chordata; Amphibia; Anura; Pipidae. The coding region runs from base 1 to 1491 and encodes 496 amino acids. The transcript is spliced from 10 exons. The record is from RefSeq and is a predicted model, not a curated record. Gene Ontology annotation, biological process: negative regulation of neuron apoptotic process; reticulophagy. Gene Ontology annotation, cellular component: endoplasmic reticulum; endoplasmic reticulum membrane.
AUGCAUCCAGCAUCCUUCUAUCCUUGCUGUUUACAGACUGGGGACUGCAGGGAGGCGGAGGCAUCGCAAGCCACUGUAGGUUUUGCAUUGGAAGCAUUAAUGGAUCCUACAAAUGAAGCUGGCGGGGAACUGCACGCAGUGACUUUGACAGCUUUGGGUGGCGCUGAACUACAGACAAUGUCAGAGGCGGAGGAGGGCAGCCACAAGGUGUCUGUGGCACUGAAUUUCCUAAAUAUUUUGACUUGGCACAGGCCGGUUCGCAGCCUGGUCACGUUUCUAUGUGCCAACUGUCUCUUCUGGUUUCUUGCCCUGACCCCCUGGAGAAUGUACCACUUGAUCUCACUUAUUCUGCUUGGUGUUGUCAUGUUUCAAAUUCUCCAGCAUUUUCUACUGUCCAGAAGUAGAGGAGCACAUCUAUGGAGGAAAAUAUCUUUAAGGAAAAGCAUAUACAAAGUAUCAGAUUUCAAUGUGGUUAUUCUCCAAGACCUGUGGGAAAUAAUGACUUCUUCAGAAUGCAAGCCAAGACUUGGUCAGUGCAUUUUAGAGUCCUGGUCCAGUUACAGUGAGUUACUUCAUUUUAAACAAAGAAACCCUGGCAAGUUCUGCCUGCUGGUCUGCAGCGUAUGUUCUUUUUUCACUAUUAUGGGAAGCUACAUUCCUGAAGUUGUACUCUCCUAUUUAUUGUUACUAUUUGCAUUUCUGUGUCCAUUUUUGAAAUGCAAUGAAUUUGGGCAGAUUGUGUGCAGCAAAGUCAAGACAGUUCUGCAGAAACUAAAUUUUGGAUUUCAAGCCUAUGUGAUCCAGUGGAUAAAAGCAAGAACCAAGAAAGAAGUGGAAGAGGAUAUAAAAGGAGAUGAAAGUGAACUGGAUCUAUCGGCAUUAUGUCCUCAGAUUAAUCCUGCAACAGUAGGCAAGGAGCUGUCUGUUUCUGACACAGAGCCAUCAGAAGUGUCAUGGACAGACAAUGGAACCUUCAAUUUAUCAGAAGGGUACACUCCACAGACAGACACCUCAGAUGAUUUUGACCGUCCAAGUGACCAGGAAGAAGCCUUUUCCAGAGACCUCACAGAAUUCCUUUCUGGUUCUGGAUCUAAUGAUGAUGACUCCAUCAUAAGCCUACCUUCUAUGCCCACGAGCCAGCAUGGAAAAAGAAGCAAAUUAAAUGAUGAGAUAUAUUCAGCAGCAGCACUGUCACUUGUCCAUGACAGUGAGGAAACCUUUAACUUAAUCAGUGGCAUAGCUGGGGAAGCCAUCAUAGUUGCAGUGUCUGCGGCUAUUACCGACCAGUUACAGUCAUCUCUGCUUUCAUCACCUCCUCCAUCUGCAAGCUCUGCUGAAGAUACAGAAGAAGCUGAUGAUUUUGAACUUUUAGAUCAGUCAGAGCUGGAGGACUUAGAUGAGGGACUGGAGAAUUCCCCAAGACAGGAUCCAAAUGGAAAGAAGCCAUCUUCUGGGUUUCUAUUCAGUCUUCUGGGGGCCAUUAACACAUAAUGGUUUCCAGUCCAGAAAAAAACAAUUGAAAUUAAAAGGCAACAAAAUGAUGUAGGAGGUUCUUGGGAAGCAUUUAUAAAUUGUUGUCAUGUUAGGCCCCAGUGAACUGUUCUGGAUGCCUAGCAGUUGUCUCACUGAUUGUAUUCCCUUUGCACUUUGACAUUGUUGCAUGGAGUUGACUUACUGUUUAUGUAUUGUUACAAGGUGUGAACCUUAGAUGGUAUAUGUACAAUGUUGUAUAUGAAUUAAAGCCUAUUUGUUGGCUUACAAAUUCACAAUUCAAUCGUAAAUCUAGCUAAAACAAAGAGAUGCUCUGUAAUAGAAAUUUGCAUUGGGCUAUAUAUUGUACCUUUUGCUAAAUAACUGCCCAUGCCCUCAUAGUUCGCACUUUAAAAUUUGACUUUAAAGGAGAAGGAAAGGCUAUAAUUCAGUAAGCUUUAUCAUACAUAUAAAUACACCAGUAAACCCUCA